Molecule: messenger RNA, 1821 nt
Organism: Epinephelus lanceolatus (giant grouper)
Lineage: Eukaryota; Metazoa; Chordata; Actinopteri; Perciformes; Serranidae
Product: ectonucleotide pyrophosphatase/phosphodiesterase family member 7
Source: RefSeq, a predicted model, not a curated record
GGUGAAGCCUCACGCUCAGUUCAGCGUGAAGAUGAAGAUGAGGCUGGAGCUCCUUCUGGUCGUCACAGCGGUGAUCUGCGCUGCCGGCAAACCUCUGAGCAAGGCAGCGCAGAGAAACAAGCUGCUGCUCAUCUCCUUCGAUGGCUUCAGGUGGGACUACGACCAGGACGUGGACACGCCGCACCUGGACCAGCUGGUGGAGGACGGGGUCAAGGCUAAAUACAUCACCCCGCCAAUGCUGACCAUGACCUCCCCGUCCCACUUCACCACCAUCACCGGCAGGUGGGUGGAGGAUCAUGAAGUCGUCCACAACAUGAUGUUCAACACGACAACGAACCAAAAAGUUCCUCACAAAAAGACCAUGAAAACAUCGGAGUGGUGGGAUAACGGAGUGCUGCCGUUAUGGAUCACAGCUCAGAACCAGGGUCUGAAAACUGCCUCCUUCUACUACCCUGGAGGCGGGGUAAGCUACCACGGCCAGGCAGUAAACCGAGCGCUGGUGGAGGAGUCUGGUCACCCAGACGACAAUGAGACCGAGUGGCGUGACAACAUUGACAAGGUGAUGAGCUGGUUCUCUGAGGAGGACUUCGACCUGGUGACGCUGUACUACGGUGAGCCGGACAACGUGGGCCACGCCAAGGGGCCGGACCACCCAGACAGGAAGAAGAUCAUCCAGCAGAUCGACCGUACCAUCGGCUACCUGAGGGAGGCCAUCAGUCUCCAUCACCUCAACGACAGCCUGAACGUCAUCAUCACCUCCGACCAUGGCAUGACCACCGUCAAAAAGCGGCCACAGGUGGAUGAGAUCAUCCUCAACAAGUACCUGAAUUUAAUCAAGCUCGCUAGCUUUGAGAUCUUGGACUAUGGUGGGUUCGGCAUCCUGACGCCGCGUCCAGGGAAGGAGCAGGAGGUGUUUGACUCCCUGUCCAAAGCGCCCAAUCUGACGGUCUACAAGAAAAAUGAGAUGCCUGAGAGCUUCCAUCUCACCAAAAGUAAACGGCUGCCUCCCAUCGUGGUCGUCGCAGAUCUGGGAUUCAACCUGAACUCUAGAUUCAUCGUCUACGUCAACAAAGGUGACCACGGCUUCCACAGCGGAGAGAUGGACAUGAAGAUGAUCUUCAGGGCCUUUGGACCCGACUUCAAGAAGAACUUCCUGUCUGAGCCGUUUGACAGCAUCCACAUCUACCCUCUGAUGUGUAAAGUGCUGCAGAUCCAACCGGCGCCACACAACGGGUCUGUGACUGUGACAGAGAAGAUGCUGCUGCACAGCGGUGGAUCUCGGAGAGCUCGACUGUCUGCGGCUCUGCUGCUGUCGACGCUGCUCCUCAUCUUCACGGUGCUCUAACAGAUCCAGGAUCAGCUUCCAUUACUUCAUCUGAAGGUUUAAACCUCGUCAACAUCACCGUUCUCCAUCUUCAUCACAUCUUGUCUCAGUGAACUAUUACUGUCUGUGUAAUAUUUAACUAACUUAUGAUCGUAUGGCUUUUUAUUUUAUUUUGCAACAUGUGAUUGACAUGUUUGUACUUAUGAAGCAGAUGCGUGAUGAUCGUCAGCUGUUGGUGUCGGCUUUGUGCAGAUUUAUAGAUAAAUUCUAAGACUGACGGUGUUUAAGUAAAAGAUGUGAAGACUUGUUCCACCACUGAAAACAGUUUGGACACACUGACACAGAGCUUUUAUCACAUGACUACAAUGAUGAUGUCCGAAGCUUCCAGCGCCACCGUUGUUCCAGGAAGCAUUUUGUUGGAUUUAUGUAGAAUUACAUAGAAUAUUUAUGUAAACAUGAUGAGUGAAGCCAAUUAAAAAUAUUAUUCUGUCCUGUUU